Trifolium pratense (red clover) is the source of this 1370-nucleotide messenger RNA. RefSeq names its product probable carboxylesterase 2. The coding region runs from base 190 to 1155 and encodes 321 amino acids. The transcript has a single exon. The record is from RefSeq and is a predicted model, not a curated record. Gene Ontology annotation, molecular function: hydrolase activity. Lineage: Eukaryota; Viridiplantae; Streptophyta; Magnoliopsida; Fabales; Fabaceae.
UUCGGCAUGCAAAAAUGUUAAAAGUUGCAGUCCAUUUAAGUUCUAUUAAAGUUAAGAGUUUAGUCUCUCCAGUUGCGCGCAGAAGAUAUGAGAUUUAUGGGAAAACUCUUUUAAAUAAUAGCCUCAUCAUCAAUCAACACACACCCUUGACUCUCUCUACCACUCCACAAAUCUUCCUCUUCUCCAAAAAUGGAUCCAAUUCCAACCUAUCCAGAAAUCUCCAUAGAUGUUCCUCCUUACCUUCGAGUACACAAAAACGGAACCAUAGAAAGAUUAGCAGGCAUUCAUGUCAUUCCUCCCGGCAUCGAUCCUCAAACCAAAGUUAUCUCAAAAGACAUCACAAUCAUCCCAAAAACUGGUCUCACAGCAAGACUCUACUCACCCAACAAUUUCACUUCAAAAAAACUACCUUUAAUCAUCUACUUCCAUGGUGGAGCCUAUUGUAUAUCUUCAGCCUCUGAUCCACUUUACCAUAACUCCCUCAACAAACUAGUACUCGAAGCAAACAUCAUCGCUAUCUCUGUUAAUUACCGGUUAGCACCCGAACAUCCUCUUCCAACCGCUUACGAUGAUUCUUGGGAAGCACUUCAAUGGAUUGCUUCACACACCAUUGAAAAUCAUGAAGAAAAUCAUGAAAACUUGAUCAAAGAAAGAGUUGACUUUAACAAAGUUUUCUUAGCAGGUGAUAGUGCUGGUGCUAACAUAGGACACUACAUGUCCUUAAAGUUGAAUGUUCUAAAUCAUUUGAAUUUUAAGGUUUUGGGUCUUAUAAUGGUGAAUCCUUAUUUUUGGGGUAAGGAACCAAUUGGUGUUGAAAUAAGUGAUUAUGAGAGAAGGAAAAUGGUUGAUAAAUGGUGGGAAUUUGUUUGUCCUUCUGAUAAAGGAAAUGAUGAUCCUUUGAUUAAUCCGUUUGUGGAAGAAGCUCCUAAUCUUGAAGAAGUUGGUGUUGAAAAAGUGCUUAUUACUGUUUGUGAGAAAGAUAUAUUAAGGGAAAGAGGGAAACUUUAUCACAAGAAAUUGGUUAACAGUGGUUGGAAAGGUACUGCUGAAUUUUAUGAGACUCAAGAGGAAGAUCAUGUGUUUCAUAUUUUUAAUCCAGAUUGUGAUAAAGCUAAGAAUUUGAUUAAACGCAUAGCUGAUUUCAUCAAUGCAUAAUGAAGAUUUGCAAUCAUAAUUCAUGUAUGUGUUUGUGUGUGGAAGCAUAUUAAUUAAUAAUAAUGAGUUUUGUUUGUGUUAACUCAGUUAUAAUUUGAGCUUCUAAUUUUUCACUGUUAAUCAGAGUUGUGAAUUACCCUGUUUCCUAUUAGAUAAUGAAAUAAUAGUCCAUUAGAUUUUAUAUACAUUCGCUAGUAACCUUUUGUAAUGUUAAA